GUCUCCAAGCAACCAGCUCAGCGGCAACGACAGGUGCAUUCACACAAGAGACAAAGUGGAUUUUAACGCACUUUAGUUGUGUCCCUAUAAUAUUUUGUUGCAAGGACGCAUGAAUUGUGUUGUACGGAUGAGUGGGAACGUCGGGAAGUAAUUUGUGGAUUUUUUAGGGGGAGAACAAUGAGUUCUUGUGGCGCGCGGACAGAACUCCGAGCUGGUCCUUUGUAUUUCUUUGACCAGCCAACCAGACGAAACAGGGUUGAAGGUACACAGAGCAACUUUUACCUUUUUGAUUUGGGACCUGGAGGAGGAACGCAUGAGGACACGCACAGUAACUGGGAGGAUGACAGUGCGGUGGUGACAGGUGAACCACGUGAUGAGGGUAAACCUGAACCUGACACCUCAACUUCACCUGCUGCACUGGACAGAAAGAACCAGGAGCCAAUAGACGUAUACAAGCGAGCCGCCCCUCUGUUACUGAAUGACCUGGCUCUCCUGCUUUCCCAGUACAACUGGGCCGAGGAGGGCCGCGUCCCACACGGGGUGGCAAAUAUUCUCUGUCACUCCUGGCAGGAUCUGACCUCAGGGGCGGCGCUACUGAGCAGUCCCGAGCAGACUGACAAAAGAAGAGGGUCCAAAGGCUCCCUGAAGUUGGGAGGAAGUCCCCAUCACGUGAGCGACGAUGGCAGGAGGCAGACAGAGGAGGGAAGUGCAGGUCCCUCUGAGAGUAAACCACAAGUUGGCGCUAAUCCACGUGUUAAAAAGAAGUCCAGAGCUUGUAGCUCCUCAUCCAUCCGUUUCUCCAUCUCAUCCAGCAGCUGUAAAGAUCCAGGUUGGAUCGUUCAGCCGAAGCAGCCCUCCCACGUCGAGCCUCAGCAGAUCAGAUUGUAUCAGUGGGCGGUGGAGCGACUUCGGGUGGCAAGAAAUCCUGAACAGCAAACACCGAAGCUGAGCAGUCCACUCAGGCUGUGUCACUAUGGAGAAGCCAAAGCAAAAGUGAAGAGCAGCAGAGCCAGGAGGAAGAGCGGGUCGACCGUCUUAGUCAACGGGAUACCACGGAUCCCAGAAGUGAAGCAGCUGGAUCCAGCACAGAAGAAACUACACUACAGGAUUGAGGACGGCUCCUCGUUCAUAUACUACCCGUCUGGUUGCACAGCAGUUUGCCAGAGCCACUCAGCUCUGCCCUGUGGAGGCUUCUAUACCAACGUGUUCAGUGACAGCGACUGUCCCGUCAUCCUGGCCACCAUCACUGCAUUUGGGCACGGGGCUGUCACACACCCUCACAACUCCUCUUUAGUAGCAGUGUGGGACCAGGAGGGUGGAUUUAUGAAUGACCACUACGGGAGGAAAAGUCAGGAGUGGAGCUGGCAGACACACAGUGCACUUAAGAAGAAGGUCGUUAUACAGUUGUCAGAUCUGAUCAGUGUGAAGCUCCUCAAUGGUACGUCGGCAACUCUCAGCUUCAGGUGCAAUGAUGAGAGUGUUCAACUUCCUCUUCCUGUCCUCUCUCACAUCAACCGACCGAAGGAAAUGCUCUGCUUGCAGACCGAUGGAAAGUUUACCUCUAAUUUUGCUCAAGAUCUGCUGCUGGCGAGGAAGACAAAACCCCCUGUUGUGGUCCUGGAGAACAAGAGGAUCCUGACUCCUGUGUCGGUGGGCACCCAGGAGAUGCUCCAGAUGGUCAGAGAGGUGGAGGGGCUGGAGGAGCCGUCAGCCCGGUGGAGGAGAGCAGGCCCUGGCGGCAGGGAACUGAAGAGGCUGCAGCAGAGAGUUCGAACCACCCUGGACGACUGGUUGGAUUAUUAUCGUGCAGCUGUCGGUAUCAGGUGUCCUGACACGGAGCAGAUGCCUGAUGCCCUGCUGAGGGCCCGGCGGAGGAGAGAGGUGCAGUCGGCGGCGCUGCCCUCUCUGAACCCACCCGAGCGGGCGGAGGCAAAAUCGGUCUGGCCCGAGGAGAGCGGCGACAAGCCACAGGAGCCGCACAGACACCUAUCAGUGAUUAUUUCAAAGAGCCCAGAGCAGCAGCCCGCCGACGCACCCCGCCGUCCAGCCCCGCCGCCACUCACCCCCCCCUCCGUCCUCCUCUCAGCGUGCCCCGCGCUGCUGAGAGCUGCCCUGCUGGGGGAGGGGGUGCGGAGGAGGUGCUGCUGCAGUGUCACACUGAUGCCUGCGGUGACGGACCUGGAGUACGACGCCUUCGUGAUGGGCCAGCCUCCGCACAAUCAACAGAUCCUGGUGGUGUGUGUGACUCUGCCUCAGGAGCACGAGGACGCACUGGAGCAGCUCUACAGGAGGAGGAACAGGCACAGAUCCAUGCCAUGCACUCAGUGCCAGAUGGAUUCAUUUCGCCUGGUGAGGUAUGAGAUGUCAACAGGGGGGACGCCCGGCUGGGGAUGUGCCAACAUGCUGCUGCAGCAGCGACACAACGCUGCCCCUGGGAUGAUCCUGGUCAGUAAACCUGCUGCAGGCCCGGCCUGA
Molecule: messenger RNA, 2475 nt
Organism: Pleuronectes platessa (European plaice)
Lineage: Eukaryota; Metazoa; Chordata; Actinopteri; Pleuronectiformes; Pleuronectidae
Exons: 14
Coding region: 178-2475 (765 amino acids)
Source: RefSeq, a predicted model, not a curated record